AUGGAGAGGAGAACGGAGGUGGUGAUAAGAAAAAGAAGACGAAGAGAAAUCUGCAAGAGCCACGAAGCUCCACGGGAGAUUCCUUUUGAUCUCGUGAUCGAGAUUCUCUGGCGACUGCCGACUAAAUCCCAGAUGAGGUUCAAAUCUGUUUCAAAACUCUGGUCAUUCUUGAUUUGUUCAAAAUAUUUCACCAACCGUUUACCAGAAGUUUCAACAUCGCCACCACGCCUAUACAUGUGGCUGCGCUUUGAAGACGACAGAAAUAUGUUUCUAUCAUCGUCGUCCUCUCCUGACUCGGAUGUGCAAUCCUUUGUCAUUGACCAAGAUUUGACUGUCCCAGCGAUGCAAGGCUAUUCCUUCUCUCACGUAUUUCGCAGUUUGAUGUGCUUCACAAAGGGGCCAAGCGCGCAAAUAUAUAACACUAGCACUAGGCAGCUUGUCGUGUUACCCGACAUGUUCACGGCUGAAAAUCUCAAGUCUAGGACUACGAGGUUCGUGUUCUAUACAGGGCACGAUUCUGUUCAUGAUCAAUAUAAAGUGUUUUGUACAGUUUCAAGAAGCCGUCACAGAGUUGGAAAUAUCAGAACCUACAUAUCAGAGCAUUGGGUCUUCCUACUAGGAGGAGAUCGAUGGAGAAAGAUUCCAAGCCCAUGUCCACCACACGUUCCUUCAUCGCAACAUGGAUUGGCUUUCAAAGGGCGUAUGCAUUACAUCGCUAUGGCUCAUUUGCCUUGUCCUGUGGUUGUGAGUUUCGAUAUUUGUUCUGAGGAAUUCAGUAUGCACCAGUUACCUGAAGAUCAUGCCCUUUUUCACCCUCAUUUUACUCAUCUUAUAGAAUUCGGUGGCAGGGUAGCUGUUUUAGACCAUACUGACAUUGAAGACGAAGGUGUGAUGGAACUAUGGGUUAUGGAAGAUGCAGAGAAGAAUGUGUGGUUGAAGAAGACUUUGGGGUUGGAUUCUUCUCAAAUGCAUAUACUCAAUAUGCAUAUGGUGGAUAACAUGGGUUUGAGGGUACAAUGUACAACUAGAAACGGCACAUACUUAGUUUCUGCUGCGAGAAAAUACUCAAAUAGUGCGAUUAAGAAGAGCUACGAGUUGCUUAAAGGGAAGACGUUAAUGGCUUGUUCGAUGGUUUUCGUCUAUCAUACUCACUGUGGAUUCAUUAGUGGAGUAUUCGGUGCGUUAGUGGUUCGUGGUGGUGAAGAUUAUGGAGUUGCGUUAUUCGCACUUUAA
This is a messenger RNA of Microthlaspi erraticum, 1233 nucleotides long. Lineage: Eukaryota; Viridiplantae; Streptophyta; Magnoliopsida; Brassicales; Brassicaceae. The record is from the annotation of a GenBank genome assembly.